AUGUUCUCAUACACAUCACGCUCCUUGUUUGGAGUGAGCAAGCACCUCAGAGUGCCUGUGCCAUUCCGCGCGCUAUCAACCCCAAGCCAGCCGACUCCGCCGGAACAAGAGAAGACACCUAGUCCAACACCCACUCCUACACCAGUUGCACUUGAGCAGGCUGCUCCAGUUCCUACUCCUGAGGCCCCUAUCACCGAAGCUGCCACUCCUGCAUCGACUUCCGUGGCCGCUCACAAUUCCGCCAGGACUGAACGUAUAGGAGCUCUCGGCAAGGAGAACCGACUCCCAAGAAGUGUGCAAGCGAUAUACCUACGACCCCUGCGGAGGAAGGCCGAGUACGGCCUCCCAGUUUGCGAUCUCCAAUUGCGAUCCUACAGCGUCCGCAACGUGGAGUUUUUCGCAGAUUUCGCCAUCCGAGCCGCUUACUACCUCAACCUCCCCGUGUCCGGGCCCGUACCUCUCCCUCGCAUCGUUGAACGCUGGACCGUCCCCCGAAGCAACUUCGUGCACAAGAAGAGCAAGGAGAACUUUGAGCGAAUCACCCUCCGCCGACUGAUUCAGAUCAAGGAUGGAAGCCCUGAAUCUGUACAGGCUUGGCUUGCCUUCCUCCGCAAGCACGCAUUCUACGGUGUUGGUAUGAAGGCGAAUGUUUGGGAGAACGAAAGUCUUGAUGUUGGCAAGUCCAUGGACGCGUCUGUCUCCGAGGUGGAGGCAUCUCUUCGUCCUCACCUUGAGCAGUUCGGUCAGCGGAAGGACAACUCGGCCCCCGGCACGAUAUUCGAGACUUUGGACAGCCAGCGAUUCACAGAGCGUAAGAGUCUAUAG
Messenger RNA from Penicillium soppii, 825 nucleotides. Its product is annotated as mitochondrial 37S ribosomal protein uS10m. Gene Ontology annotation, cellular component: small ribosomal subunit; mitochondrion; ribosome. The coding region runs from base 1 to 825 and encodes 274 amino acids. Gene Ontology annotation, molecular function: structural constituent of ribosome. The record is from RefSeq and is a predicted model, not a curated record. NCBI's taxonomy places the organism in Eukaryota, Fungi, Ascomycota, Eurotiomycetes, Eurotiales, Aspergillaceae. Gene Ontology annotation, biological process: translation. The transcript has 4 exons.